UGGAAAGGGGUGGGUCUCCAAAAUUCGAGGAGAUUUCUUGGAGGAAUUUAGUGGGGAUCUAGGGGGCAGAGAGAGAUUUACGAAUUGAUAGGUGGUCGCGUUUUGUUUGGCCGCACGUCUUUGCGCCAGAGAGCAUUGAGUUUCCUUCUCUUAAGGGAUUAGUCUACACUAUGGCCACCAAGAGACUGAGGAGGGGUCGCUAUCCUGGCGACACACAGCUGGUGGCUUCAACCAGGAGCGCGUCCUGCAAGCAGAGCGUGGUUCUGGCGCACUGACCUGCAUGCGCCCGUUCUGAAGAGGCACUGGUUUAGAUUUAAGAGAUAUUUGCUUGGAGUUUCCAUAGUUUAUCUUUUUUUUUAUUUCACCGGUGCUAUAACGACCCUGUCGUUUUUAUUUGGUUAAGGCUUAACAAUGACGACUGAAAGCGCUCAGCAACAGCUGGACCCACAGCCGCCUCUUAGAUCCAGUCCGGCAUCCAGUGGCAUGCACGCGGCGACUCAGAGCGCACAAACAGUGCUGGAGAGCACAAAUGCGACCGGUACCAAAGGCAAAAAGUCGACUUCGGGCAUGAGACGUCCUGAAAAACCACCGUACUCGUAUAUCGCUCUUAUAGUCAUGGCGAUACAGAGCUCCCCGACCAAGAGGUUAACACUGAGUGAAAUAUAUCAGUUUCUUCAGGCUCGUUUUCCAUUUUUUAGAGGCUCUUAUCAGGGCUGGAAAAAUUCCGUAAGACACAAUUUGUCUCUAAACGAGUGUUUCAUUAAGCUUCCCAAGGGCCUCGGUCGGCCAGGCAAAGGCCAUUAUUGGACAAUAGAUCCCGGGAGCGAGUUCAUGUUUGAGGAAGGCUCUUUUCGACGCAGGCCGCGGGGUUUCCGAAGGAAGUGUCAGGCCCUCAAACCCAUGUAUCGUAUGAUGAACGGAAUCAGCUUUGGUGCUUCCAUGCUGCCCCAAAAUUUUGACUUCCAGUCCCCUUCCACGUCUCUGGCCUGUCACGCUAACGGUUAUAAUCUGGACAUGAUGAGCAACGCUGUGCCUGGCGUUCAUGCGGGCUACGAUGGCCUUGGUGCGAGUCACCACGUCUCACACAUGUCAUCGAGCCCGGGCUCUACAUAUAUGACGGCGUGCCAAGUCACCUCAAACGGCGAAUAUGGCCAGGACAGCAGCAACAGUCCGCUUCAUUCACCGCCGGCGAUGGGCGGCUCGUUGGAUUGCCAUUCGCCUUACGGAGCCGCCUCGGCGCAUUGGGCUUCAUCAGGUGUGUCUCCUUAUAUUAAACAGCAGCCACUGUCCUCCAGCAGCCCGACCUCAUCUGGAUUACACUCCAGUAUGUCUCCCUAUUCUCUGGAGCAGAGCUAUCUGCAUCAUAACGGCAGAGAUUCGGCCGACAUCUCAGUAGGAAUGUCUCGAUACCAAACGCACCCCUCGCCGGUCUGUGACAGAAAAGACUUUGUGUUGAACUUCAACGGUAUUACGUCGUUUCAUCCAACCACCAGUGGAUCCUACUAUCAUCAUCAACUACAUCAUCAUCAAGGAGUCUGUCAAGAUGUGAAGCCAUGCGUUAUGUAAACUACAGCAAGAAGGGUGUAAAUAAAGCAUGUGCGCGGGAUUAUCAGAUUGUGUGCUUGAGGCACACAUUAAUCUAUGAAGUAAUUGAAGCAAACGCAACGAAUGUGUUUAUUUAUCAGUGUGACUAGGAAAAACUAUGAAGGAACACAUUCGUUUAUCGAAACUAAGGACUGGGCCGAGAUUACAUUUUGGCAUUGAGGUUUAUUACGCAUAUCUACUACUAUAUAGGCUACUGUAACAAACCUCGACACCUUUGCAAAUGUGGAAACAAAAUGCUUAACAAAACCGUGUUUAUCAUAGUUCUUAAUCAAUCUUUUUCUGUUUGGAUUGGUGUGGAUAAGAAAAUAAGUUGUUUAAGUAACUGAUGGUAAAGGCACAGUAGGCUACAUUUUACACUUGAUAUUUUGCACUCGGCAACACGGCGAAAAACAGAAUUGAAAGCUCCAAUAAUUGUUGUUGCAGGCAAUAUCACGACCCCACUUAAUAUUUUCUUUGUCUAAAUAUCGUGUGUGUGUGUGUGUAUGUUUUUGUCAACUCUUAAAAGAUUCUACCUCUUAUAUUUAAAGGGGUGAAUUUAAGUUUUGAAAUCAUGUGUAAAGGGGGAAGAGACCUACGAAAAUCGUAAUAAAAUAAGACUGA
This is a messenger RNA of Triplophysa dalaica, 2205 nucleotides long. It is a transcript of the gene foxf2a, whose product is annotated as forkhead box F2a. The record is from RefSeq and is a predicted model, not a curated record. The coding region runs from base 412 to 1566 and encodes 384 amino acids. Gene Ontology annotation, biological process: animal organ morphogenesis; regulation of transcription by RNA polymerase II. The transcript is spliced from 2 exons. Gene Ontology annotation, cellular component: nucleus. Gene Ontology annotation, molecular function: DNA-binding transcription factor activity, RNA polymerase II-specific; RNA polymerase II cis-regulatory region sequence-specific DNA binding. Lineage: Eukaryota; Metazoa; Chordata; Actinopteri; Cypriniformes; Nemacheilidae.